AUGGCAUCACAAAGCCUCGUGGCAGGGGAGCCCAGAACUGGGACCAGUCAUGCCAUGAAACUGGAUGGAAGAGGUGACUUCAUGCCAAAUGGUCUCAACAUGUUUUGUCCUCCGAGCUGGUAUUCCUUGGAGAUGGCUAUAAAAGAUCGAAUUAAGUAUUUCCAGAGGAAGCUGGUCUAUAGGUGGAAGUAUGAUUCUAGUUGCUUGAACAGUGUGCAGUAUUCCUGGAAGGAACUGAUGGAGGCGACGCACAGGCGGUGCCGAGGGCUCUCUGGCCUGAGGAAUCUCGGCAACACCUGCUACAUGAAUGCAAUUUUGCAGUGCCUCUGCAGUGUGCCACCUCUUGUGGAGUAUUUCCUCUCAGGAAAGUACAAAACAGCCCUACACAUGGAGAAUGCUGAGUCUGCAACUGCCUUUGGCUGUUUGAUGUGUGAUAUGUGGCUGGGAGAAUUUGACUCGGUUUCCCCAGUGGAUUUUCAUUCAGCCCUGAGGAAGCAGUACCCAUUUUUUAGCAUAGGAAUUCAGCAGGAUGCACAGGAGUUUCUGAUCUGUGUGUUGAAUGGGCUUCACGAGGCUCUCAAGAAGAGAUGCAUAAAAGAUGCAAAAGCAAGCAGAGAGGGUGCCAGUGAGACAUCUAUUAUCACACAGCUGUUUGAGGGACAGCUCAGUUACAACAUCACAUGUCUGGAAUGCAGGGCCACCACCAACAGGCCUGAGAGCUUUACUGUUCUCUCCCUGCCCAUUGCUUCUAAGACAUCAUGCUCUCUGCAGGAUUGUCUCAAGUGCUUCUUUCAGCAAGACACACUGACUCACAACAACCAAAUCCACUGUUCCUGCUGUGGAAGCAAACAAGAUGCUGCAGUAAAGGGCACCAUCACUAAGGCACCGCAGAUCAUUAUCUUUCACCUAAAGAGGUUUGCAUGGCAAGGCAAGCAGAAAAGGAAACUCUCAACCACCAUCAGUUACCCACUCGGCAACCUGGAUCUCUCCCCCUACAGUUCCCCACUUCUCUGCAAGGAUGCAGACUACAGUCUGUCAGCUGUAGUGAACCACUCUGGUUUUCUGGAUGAUGGCCACUACACAGCAUUCUGCAAGCACUCGAUCACCCAGACCUGGUACAGCUUUGAUGAUGACCAGAUCACCAAGAUUCCAAAUUCCUCAGUGCAGAGUGACACAGCUUAUCUCCUGUUCUACACCUGCAGGCCUUCUCUGCACCCACUAAAUAUUUGAUAGCCAUGGAAAACAGAGGUAAUUUCUAGUGAGAAGACUUUUAC
Calypte anna (Anna's hummingbird) is the source of this 1274-nucleotide messenger RNA. It is a transcript of the gene USP50, whose product is annotated as ubiquitin specific peptidase 50. Gene Ontology annotation, cellular component: dendritic spine; midbody; extrinsic component of endosome membrane. Gene Ontology annotation, molecular function: cysteine-type deubiquitinase activity. Lineage: Eukaryota; Metazoa; Chordata; Aves; Apodiformes; Trochilidae. Gene Ontology annotation, biological process: endosome organization; protein K63-linked deubiquitination; Ras protein signal transduction. The record is from RefSeq and is a predicted model, not a curated record. The transcript is spliced from 8 exons. The coding region runs from base 1 to 1230 and encodes 409 amino acids.